UGUUAACCAGAAAUGAUUUGCUAUUGAGAUAAAACACGUCUGCUUUGUACCUUUAAAGAAAAGCUGUUCGGUAGACUGCUACUAUGUACUGUAACUGUCUAAACAGCACAUAGACAAAGUUGUCAAAUAGUUUCUAUACUGUCUUUGGUCUUACUAAAACGGUUACAAAGAAACACGCACGUUCUAUGAUUUUACGUCACUUAAUCAUGAAGCAGAGCGCAGGAUUCCUAUCAUGUUGUAAAACAACACCACUUCCUCCAGCAUGUACAGAGAAGUGUGGAGUGAGUGGCAGGCGAGCUUGAUUGUAUUCACUCUUCGCACCGAUGUUAUUUAGAUUUUAUGUCUAACCGCACCAUGUCCACUGAUUGACCAAACAGAUUGCCACUGUACACACACUCACCAGGAUGGCUGAAGAACGCAGGGUCUGUAGCAGUGCCUCACAAAUUGAGUCAAAGCCUCCCUCAUCAUCCUCUUCAAUGAGGGAACUGGAAUCUAAAAACUUGCAUCUCAGAAGGAAGUUAAGCUCAGUGGAGGAAGAAAGUGCUUCUGUGAUGCAAGAAAACAGACAACUGAUCAUUGAAUUGGAAGCAGUGAAUCUCGAACUUGCCAGCUCCAAAACCAAAGUCCGGGUUCUGGGUUCCACCAUAGGGUCUAAGACUUCUAGUGUGUGUCAUAUGAAGGAGGAGAUUGAGGUUAUGGAGGCUGAGGUUGAGGCCCAAGGGAAUGCACUCAGAGAUACAGAAAAGAGGCUGGAGGAGACUGAAGAGACAUUGGUCAUAAAGAGCAGACUAGUGGACCAGCUACAAGAGGAGCUGAUGGCUGCUAGGGCUGAGUUAGAAAACAGGACUAAUCAGGGGAUAAGAGUUGAGCAACAGAGAAAGGAAGCUCUUGUUACUGCAGAGAGGCAGACAUUGGCUCUCCAGAGUUACAAGGGAAAUAUGUCUGAGAAACUGAAGAAGGUGUUGGACAACGAGGCCAGACUGAAGGAGGCUCUUAUCCAGUGUGAUAAAGAGAGAGUGGUGUGGGAGAGGAGGUGUCUUCAGCUAGAGCAGGACAAGACCGACAUGAACCAGCUGAUCGGCCAGUUGAAGGAAGAGUCGGUCAGAGCCAAGGAGAUGAGUGUAGAGAGCGCCACGUUGCGUUCUCGUCUGGAAGAGGCCUCUAUCCAGGCUGUGGAGCUGAAGAGAAGACUGAGUGACAGGGAGAUAGUUGAGAAGGACAUAGAGGUGUUGAGGAAGGAGUGUGGGGACCUACGCCACCUCACUACCAGCCAGGAGCAGAGACUGGAGCACUGUCAGAGAGAAGCACAGCAGAGCCAGGCUGAACAGGCCAGCCUAGAGGCCAUCCUCAGCCUGCUGUAUCUUAGAGAGAGUGGAGGGGGAUCACUCUGUGCUAAGCCUUGUCUGCCAGCUCCAGUCUGUGAUGUCCCCAAACUCAAGCCAGGGGAGCAGUACCAGCAGCUGCUGCCUGUGUUGCGUGCUGUGGAGCAGGAGAGAGUCACGCAGGCAGCUCUAGCCCUGGACCUGCAGGAGAGACUAAGGCAGACCCAGAAGGAGAUGACUGCCCUACAGAACAACAUGAACCAGAGAGACCUCCAGCUACAGAAACUGCACACAGAGCUGCAGGAGAGGACAGUACAAAUUAACCAGCUGGAGAGAGAGGCGGCUCUCGUACUGGGCCUGCAGGAGAGACUAAGGCGGGCCCAGGAGGAGAUGACUACCCUACAGAACAACAUGAACCAGAGAGACCUCCAGCUACAGAAACUAUAUACAGAGCUGCAGGAGAGGACAGUACAAAUUAACCAGCUGGAGAGAGAGUUAAGGAGGAAGAAUGUCUGCCUGGCAACUACAGAGCAACAGUUAGAGAAGAAAGAUGCAGGACUUUCACAGGCUGUAGAGAAGACCACUGAGUUGGAGCUGAACCUGCUGGAGAAGAGCACCAGUAUCCAGCACUUUAAAACCACUCUGGACUUGAAGAAGCGGGAUUUCCAGCAGGAGUUGGAGGAGACUCAGAGAGUUGGCUCAGAGCAACGUAAGGAGCUACAGGAUCAAAUCAAAAUGUUGCACUCUCAGAAAGCAGAGCUGGAGAAAGACUUCUCUUCAUCCCAGCAUGAGAGACAGGAGGCCCAGCACAGAGCAGAGAGACUUCAGACCUCCCUCAACCAGCUCACGCAUGAUACAGAGACGAGAGCCAAUCAAGACCAGGAGGCCUUGAGAGCUCUCAGAGUGCAGGCAACAGAGUAUAUUACCAAGGUGAGGUUUUUGGAGACAGCCCUGACAACAUGCCAGGAUGAGUUGAGCGACUGUAUGCAACAGAUAAAGGGAGUGAAGGGACGCUACGAGAGAGAGCUGGAGACAAGCGCUAAAGAAGUGGAGGCUCUGCAGGCAGAGAUGAGGGGUAGCUCUCUGGUGUGUCAGAGCUCCAGUGAGCAGAACUUGCAGCUGCAGCACACUGUCCAGAGACAGCAGACCAUGCUGCAGGAGAGCACCUCCCGUGUGGCGGAGCUAGAGGACAGACAGGCGCUGUUACUGGAGCAGGUGGUCCGCUUGGAGAAGGACCUGGAGAAAGAGAAGGUGUUAGCCUUCAAAGAGCUGAAGAGGAGAGACCAGAGAGCCCAGGAGGCCAUAGAGGGACUGCAGGAGGCUAGUCAGCAGGCAGCGAGACGUGAGAGAGAAGCCCUGGAACUCUCCAACUCUGUCACGCAGUUGUCAGAGGACAUGAAUAAGGUUCAGGGAGAGCUGAGUGAGCGAGAGCAGCAGAUGCUGCUUAUACGGAGAGAGAGCGACACCAAGACCUUACAGCUCUCUAAGAUGGAGAAGAUGCUAGCCGAGACCAGAGGAAAGCUGGACAAGAAGACAGAGUCUGGUACGGAAAGUAAAGGGCGGGACAACCGAGACAAUAUGGUCCAGGAUCUGGAGGAGAAGGUGUGUUUCACCAGGAAGGACAGGAGGAACUCCCUCCACCGCACCCAGCUGCUGGAGAGCCAGAUGAAGACGGUGAAGGGAGAGCUGGUGGACACACUGGACCACCUGCAGGAGCUACGAGACCGGUUGAGACGCUCACAGGCCAACGCAGAGCAGCGCAAAGUUGACAUGGAGAAACUGCAAGCAGGGAUGAGGGUGAUACACAGUCAGUUGGAGGAGACAUGUAGAGAGUUGGAGCAAAAGAAACAGGAGAUUAUAGACAAAGACACAGAAAUUAAGGAAAGGCAGGAGGAACUUGAACUAAAAUCCCUCCAGGUGCACCAAAGCAACCCACACACACACUAUAUGUACACAAGACUACAUAACACAGACAAUCAUUUUUUCAAAUAUGUGGUUAACUUUUUUUAUUUCACUUCUUUUUUUUUAUCACUCACAAUGGUUGCUCACGUCAACACCAUGGUUUUGCCAAUUUCUUUAAUCCAUGUAUGUGAUUCUCUGUGUGUCAAGCUCAGUAAAUUAGAGGCUGCUGUAGAGCGACAUACACAGAAGAUGCAGCAGAAGCUCAUCCUCCAACAGGGGACGCUGGAGAUUUCCCAGAGAGAGGCCAAGGAGAGAACCAACCAGGUGGAGUUUCUGAGUGAGAGGCUGGAGUUGAUACAGAAACAACUGCAGGGAAAGGAGGACCUGGAGAAGGAAGCCUUAGUCCAGGGCCAGCAGCUGUUUCUGUGCAGGGAGAAGCUCCAGAGGACAUCUCACAACCAGGAGAUGCAUAGUCGCUGUGAGAUCCUGGCAAUACAGCUAGAAGAAAGUGUUCAGUUAUGCCGUGAAAAGGAGAACCAUGCCAGGCAUAUGGAGGAGGAGCAGGGGAGGAUGGAGGAGCAGGCUGCCCAGACUGAGGCCAGACUCCAGGCCACAGUGGCCUCCCUCAGACUGGAGCUAGACACACUGAGAUGGCUGCAACAGAAUGAGCUGUCAGCUCUACAGGAGAGCCAGGCGGAGGUGCUGAAGGCGUCAGAGUGUGUCGUCUCCACCCUACGCUGCUCCCAGGUUCAGCUGACCUCUGAACUACAGAAUUACAGACUACAGCUGGAGGAGGCCCAGCACAACACCACCGCCCUGCUGGCAGAACUCAACACCAGAGAACAGCUGCUGCAGAGCACCAGCGAGACCCUGCUUAUCAAGGAAUCCGAAAUGACACGUUUAAGGACCAAGAUCUCCAGCUUUGAGAGAAGCAAGGAGCUCCAUAAAAUAGCUGUUUGCUCUUGUCUGACCUCUAUCAGGUCACAACCCUACAGCCCCCUCCCUACUCCCACCACAACGUAAGAGAGAAGACUGAUAAAGAAUACCUUUGUCGACAAAUAUACAUUUUAUUUUGAAUAUGAGAUAAAGUCCUUUCGGACAAAUGAAAUGCUUUUGUUUUUAUUGUAUUGUAGACGAGUCUAGUAGCAUGCACAAAUGCUUGGUGGAGUGUAAUGUGCUCAUUCAGAAUGUACUUUUGAUUGCGCAUAUGACUAUUUGUAUUUUGUUGUUUACUAUUAAAGUAACAUUCAGCAGGUCUAAACACCAAUUAUAAUUAUUGACAACAUAUGCUAAACCACUGUGAAACGUGGCAGUGUUACAGCAGUGUUACGCCCUUAUUUGUCUGUUCCAAGUGAUCUGUGCCAUUAGUAUUGCUGCACGGAGAAGAGCUGCUCUCUGCAGGAAAUUAAACGGAGCAGCAUCUGCAGGCGAUUUGAUCCUAAUGCUACCUCCAAAUCGCUUCCCUUGCUCAUCCUAGGAGUGGCUAUGUAGGGUUCCUUAUGAUCCUAGGAGAUAUGGAGCAAAGCAAUCUGUCUGUGUCACAAAUGGCACCCUAUCCCCUACAUAGUGCACUACUUUUGACCAGAGCCCUAUGGGACCUGGUCAAAAGUAAUGCACUAUAUAGGGAAUAGGGUUCCAUUUGAGAAGCAUUUGUUGUCUCUGCCAGGUUUACGUUAAAGGUGAGCAAUUUAAAAAUCAUGUUAUUGCACAGAGUGAGUCCAUGCAACUUAUUAUGUGAUUUCCAAAAAACUAAAUCCACUUUGACAUUAUGGGUUAUUGUGUGUAGAUCAGUCACACACAUGUUCAAUUUAAUACAUUUUAAAUUCAGGCUGUAACACAACAAAUUGUGGAAAAAGUCAAGGUGUGUGAAUACUUAAUGAAGGCACUGUGUAUCCUCAAUCUCUCCAAUUUCAUUUUCUUUUAGGACAAGAGCAGACUAAGAUAUUCACAGAUUGUGUCUGGAUAUGUUUGUCGGUGUGUUUUUAUCUAUACUGCAAGUGUGUGUGCACGUGUGUGUGCACGUGUGUGUGCGCGUGUGUGUGUGCGU
Salmo salar (Atlantic salmon) is the source of this 5271-nucleotide messenger RNA. NCBI's taxonomy places the organism in Eukaryota, Metazoa, Chordata, Actinopteri, Salmoniformes, Salmonidae. The record is from RefSeq and is a predicted model, not a curated record.